Exophiala mesophila is the source of this 1692-nucleotide messenger RNA. RefSeq lists its product as uncharacterized. Bases 1 to 1692 code for a protein of 563 amino acids. The record is from RefSeq and is a predicted model, not a curated record. The transcript has a single exon. Lineage: Eukaryota; Fungi; Ascomycota; Eurotiomycetes; Chaetothyriales; Herpotrichiellaceae.
AUGGUUGAAUCUGUCGGCGAGAAUGACCGUCACCUUCCAUCUUCAACAACUUCGUUACUUGAGCUUUUAAAUCACCUACAGCACCGAGCAGAUGAUCUUCUUCGAGAACUCGACAUUUAUCAAACAAUUCUCAAAUCUCACAACCAAGAAAACAAUGUCGAGAUUCGAGUCUUCAAGCGUGGCGUCGAAUCCGAGGUCAAGGCACUCCAUGCUGUCCAAGAUUUCUUUCAGCACGAGUCGACCUCCGCCAGUGAGAAUGAUAACUCUCUCGAAAAAGAAGAUCCCCUUCAAGCUCAUGUUUUGAAAAGUUCAAACUUGCCAUUUUACGAAUCAGUGUGGAAGGCUGCCAAGAAUUGUAAUAGCAUCACAGCCAUGAGCAAGAAGAUGUACUACAACUUGGAUCCGAACCCCAAAACUCCCCAUCCCAAAAAUGGCACCAAGAAUCCCCUGCAAGCCGACAAAAAAGGUGUGCUGGUUGAUAUAGUUGCGGACAACGGCCUCCAGUGGGUCAAAGUCUCAACAAUGACUGAGAAACGACUUCUCUUUGAGAUUGCCAAAGAAGGAUGGGAACAAUAUGCUGAUUAUUCUGACGAGAGUGACGAUGACUUAGGUCCAGCCUCAGACAUGCCUGGUCAAAAUACUCACCAGCUUGAAUUGGUUCGCGUAGCUCAUGACCUUCAAAAGGCAUCAGCGUCGGCAAGAAUCCACUUUCGUCAUCCUCAAGUUCGAUUUGUCCUCCCGAAUAUCCGGCGAGGUGUCAGUGAAGAUGUGGACGCAUUCAUCGCCGACUUGGUAUCUACAGGUGCAUCAGUUGAAUGUGCGUCCGAUAUUACCAAGGAACCGGUCAAGACGAUCGACUCCGAUUCCCUCAGUCAUCUUUUGCCAUCAGAUGCCACGAAAUUGACCUCUUCCCUCAACUUGGACUGCACCAUCCUUCUUGCCAUCAUUUCAGACAUCUCUCACGUUGAAAAGCGUCACAUAUCUCCCGCGUCACAUUCACUCCACACCACAUAUCACAGAGCAAUCAUGCGACAAAUCGAGUCUGAGGUAUCGGAGCCCAUGCUUCCAAAUGAGAUUUAUCCUCUACUGGCUAGUCGUACCUUGCAUUGCACCGCACAUGCAGCUCAGCGAAUGAGAGAGAUUGUACUGUGUAUGGGAACGACAACGGAGAGGUCUCGUGCAGAAAUUGUGCUUGGAGAAGGACCUUAUGCCGAUCAUGAUCCUGCACAACUACGCAUGGCGCUUUCACGUGAAUCAACACAUGCUGUUCCUAAUGAUCUCGUCCUCCCUAUCAAAGUUGUCCAAGUCGAUGUGAACGAUAACUGCGACCCUAACCUUAGUUCCGACAUUCUUCAUCUAUCGUUUCCCGCGAUAAUCGCCCAAAAGUCUGCUCUGAAAAUGAAACUCUCACCCAUUAACGCUUCUGUGUUUCUCUACGGGUGGAUGCAACAAAUGACAACUGUGACGAGCAAUCGUGCUGUAGCGAUGGGAUUCAUCAAGACGAUCAACGACGUUUUAGACUGGCACGAGCACAAGCACGAUGUCCAAGAUUUGGAGCACCCCAAGACCGCGAACCGGCAAUGCCAGAGAGAUGGUCAGCUAGAAAAGGGCGAAGGGGAUAUGUUCGUGGGACCAGAGAUCUAUGUAUGUGAGACAGCGCGAAGUCUGAUUGGCAAGGCAAAACCGAGAUGA